ACAGAAGAAUGGAGAAGGCGGGAACAAUGAAUUAAAUUAAUACGAGUUAAUCGGAUGGCAUGGCUCGGCCGUGCAGGUGUGGUCCCUGCUGAAUGUUAUCUUAGACCUUUAUUCAUAUCAAAUAUAUUGUUCUGUCUCUAGCCUAAGCUUGUUCUCCAUCGUGUAUUGGUAAUUGUUACGAUGCGAUGAGGUGGUGUAGAUAAUAAUGUGACUUCCAUGUAUGAUCUUAUAGAUUAGGCAGUUGCAUCAUGACAAAUCUACAAUUUAAGGAUUAUGUCUAUUAUUAGAGCAGUACUAAUAACAUAGUAGACCGUAAUUCUAAAUUCGUAAGCUCGACUAAAGAAACGCAACCUAUUAUUAUUUUUCUCUUUUUCACUUGAUAUUUCUCGAUCGAUAUUUACUUUUGUAAACCCAUUAUUCUAAUAGUCCUCUGAUUAAUGCUCAUGUGUAUUAUCGUAAUGUUAUAUUGAUUAGUUCUCACAACUUACUAGCUCAAUCAAUAAUAAAAACUGACCAUCUACAUUAGCUUAUUAGCUUUUGAUGGUUCGUUAACAAGCUUUAGUAGCAUUUAAAUGCUUCAGAGAAAUAAACUUGUUUUAACAUCAAGCUCUAGCAAAUAUGACCUGCAAAUAACCUCAAUAUACAUUGACUAUCCAUGCAAUCAAGGACUAAAUAGUUAUCUGGAUCUGAUUCAUAGUGUUUUUUCACUUAACACAUUCUGUUUUUAAACUAUACACUAUCCUGCAAUAUAUUUUCUUCCGACCUCUGCCUGCCUAAUUUCCAAUUCUCGAGUUCCAUUGCCAAACAACAAGAUUGACACUAAUGCAAAAACAUACGGUGAGUUUCAGCUAUAAGGUCAUUUUUGAUGGCUCGUUCAAUGGCAACCACACAUUUAUAUGAAUUCAUUCAACUGUUCUGAUUUGAGCGAGUGACAAAAACGUUAUUGGCACCAAACACCUUGGAAUUAACUGCCAUAUUGCGUGUUUUAUUUUGGAUGCUUUUUGAUCAAUACUACUCACGAAUGGCGUUACGUAUGUCGUCUACUGAAUAAUCCAAUUUUCAAAAAUAAUCCAGGCGAGUUUAACUAUUUUACUUGAUGUUUUUUUUGUACUUAACAUUUUACAUUUUUCAGUUGCUUUUGCUACAUAUUUGUAAGUGCCACUAAGCUAAAUGCAGGAACUUCUUAUGGGAAGUUCAUAACGCAUCAUAAUCCCAACUGAAGUUUCAUAAGCAGUCUUAACUUUAAGGUUAUUUUUCUGGCAAUGUUCACUAUUUUUAAAAUUGUCAUAUACAUCAAUAACCUGCAUGUUAAACUAUCCUGUAAAUGCGUUGCAUUAUAUCUCCAUGCCUUUUGAAUUCGAAAGUCAUUUGAAUCGCCCUUAGCAUUUCUCACCAAACCCAUCAUAGUCAUUCUUGCUAUACGUAUUUGGGUUUGUCAAUCGGUCUACCAUAUUAGUAACAUAAAAAGACAAACAUAGUUUAGAUAAUAAAGUUACAAAUUUGAGUACUAGCAUACUGCCUUAGUAUGAUAGCUAAACUAUCAGGUAGUUGUUGGCUAAACAAACAUUUAAAAUUAAAACUCCGGAAACUAUUACUAAAAUUAACACUAGAUGUAUAUUCUUGAAUUGAAAUUUAUAAUAUAAUUAGGCGGCUCGGUUUCUUCAACGCUACAAAUUUCUGAUAGUUUCAAAUCACCUAAAGCAACAAUACCUAUUUUUCCACCGGCAAAUCCUCAAUCAACACUAUAAUUAGUUAGACAUAAUGGUUUCAGGAUAUCGUCAUAAAGCAUUGUCAUGAUUUGACAAUCACGUAAUAUGAUUGAUAAAAUUGACGAAACUAUUAACAAAUCGGUCAGCAAAUCGACUUAUAAUUAUCAUUAAGUAGUGUUGUUUUUCUUUUCAUUCACUACGGAUGAUUACAGUAUGUUGCUACCUUGACGUGGUGGUCGGGCUUGCCUAUCGUGAUGAAGCAACUGAGCUAUACUGGCUGGAACAACCGUUCCUCAAGGUCCUACCAUGCCAGACAGGUCGGUUGAAGAGCGGUAAGACUAAAAGCAACAAAACCAAGGUCCGAAGGCGAAGUCGUACUGCUGACUGUACAGAGGUGUGACAGCAGUAAGGUGUUUCCUUCAGACAACCAGCAUGACAGCGAUGCUGCCUUCCCACAAGGAGGGGUGGGGUUAGAAAAGGUCGACCCUAAAAAUGCACACCUCGCCUUAUCCCACGGAUAUCCGUCUCCGGCGGUAAGGACUCAACAAGUACGGAGCUAACACAAAAAUCACUCAUAAAAAGGUCGUGUGUGACCGACCUCAAGCAGCUGUCCCUUGGGCACUGCGGUCACGCUCUCAGGUCACAAUGACCAACUCUAAUCCAAUUUCCUUUUCAGGUACCUCCAGAAGAACCCUUCCACGGUGUGGGCAACCGGGAAGUGAUAACCGCCCUCAUACCUCUAACAGCACUCAAGACCACUGUAUUCAUAGUCAACCUCCCUCUUCAAUUCCUAUUAUUCCUCCUACAUCGACUUUAUACACUAAACUUCCUCUAUUAGCUUCCUCCUCAAGUGUCACCACAGCCAACGAUUCUAAUGCUCAAAACACUGUCCCAGGUCUACUGAAACCUCGCUCCAAACUACACAUUGGAGCCUUCAACGUACGCACACUAUGCCAAAUCGGUCAGCAGGCUUCCUUGGCUAAAACCUUAGAAUCUCGUACCAUUGGUGUAUGCUGUGUCUCCGAAACACGCAUACAGGAUCCUAGUGUGGUCAUUCACUUGACCUCACCUCGGCAAAACGGAGAGCCAACGAGAUACACCCUCCGUGUAUCUGGCGACCCGAUGGCUAGUUCUCGUGGACUGGCAGGUGUAGGCAUAGCACUUAGCAUGAGGGCGGAACAAGCGCUAUUAGAAUGGAUCCCCGUUAACAGUCGUCUAUGCGCUGUUCGGCUAAACGGCUCGGUAAGAACUCGGAAGGAUAGGGACACACGUCGUUGCCUUUUCGUCGUUUCUGCCUACGCUCCCAUUGACUGCAGUUCGGAUGAAGUGAAAGAUGAAUUUUACAGAAUGCUGUCUGAACUUCUUCAGAAAGCUAAACGUUCAGACAUAGUACUCGUAGGAGGUGACUUUAAUGCCCAGGUAGGUAGCUUAAACAAAACAGAAAGACAUUUAGGUGGGUAUUUUAGUAUUCCGGCACAGCGAACAGAUAAUGGUGAUCGUCUGCUGCAACUGUGCUCAGACAAUCGUUUAUUUUUAGCAAACACAAAUUUUAAGCAUAAGGAGAGACAUCGUCUAACAUGGCGACCCCCUGCACCAAACCAACGAUGGACUCAAAUAGACCAUAUUGCCAUCAGUCAUCGUUGGAGAGGGUCAAUAGAAGAUUGUCGCUCAUUCUGGGGUACCUGCUUGGACUCUGAUCAUGCCCUAGUACGAGCACGCAUCUGCUUGCGCCUCACUGGACGCAAAAGAGCCACACAAAAAAGACUCAUUAGAACCGAAUUGAGUAAUGAGAAAGCCAAAAGUAGGUUCCAGGAACAACUGAGGUCACACUUAGGUAGUUCUGAAAACGAGACUGACCCAGAUGUUGCUUGGAAAGUUAUACAAGCAGCUGUGGAAACAGCAGUGACAUCUACUAGCGAUUCAAACCACAGGGUUACAAAGAACCAAUGGAUUUCGUCAAGGUCUAUUGCACUGAUAGAUUCUCGCAAACUCAUCCCAUCAGGUUCUGAAUACGAUGAAGAGCGUAAAGAAAUCAGAUCUAGAUUAAGCAAAAGUCUAAAGAAUGAUCGUGAGCAGUGGUGGGCAACGAAAGCAAAAGAGAUGGAAAAGGCGGCGGCUAUAGGGAAUACAAGACAACUCUACAGACUAAUAAAAGAAACUGGAAUUAAUAAAUCAAGUGUAAGUCAGACCAUUUCGGAAAAAGACGACACUCUCAUCUGCUCCCAGUCCAGACGCUUAGAACGAUGGGCGGAACACUUUAAGGAGCAGUUUAGCUGGCCUUCAGCUACUCUACAACUACCCUCUAUUCCCAGACAGUGUGAAUGGAACAUUGAAGUAGGUCCCCCAACUCUAGCUGAAGUUCAAAAGGCUAUAGCUAAUCUGAAACGAGGACGGGCAGCUGGUCCAGAUGGAUUGGCCCCAGAGGUCUUUAAGGAUGGUGGUCUAGUCUUAGCGAUUAGGUUGACUAAUAUUUUAGCUAAAAUCUGGGAGUUAGACGUUAUCCCAUCUAACUGGUCACAAUCACUUAUCGUCCCAAUAUUUAAGAAAGGGUCAAAAUCAUCCUGUGACAACCACAGAGGGAUUAGUUUGACUAAUAUAGUAUCUAAAAUACUAGCUUCGAUAAUUUUCGGACGCCUAACUAAAACUCGUGAGCUGCAAACACGUGAAAAUCAGGCUGGCUUCAGACCUGGUCGUGGCUGCAUCGACCACAUAUUCACCAUUCGUCAGGUUCUAGAACACAGGCAUACUUAUCGGCGUCCGACAAUGGUGGUAUUCCUUGACUUAAAAGCAGCGUUUGACUCUGUUGACCGAAAGGUUCUGUGGCAGUGUCUGUCAUUGAAAGGCGUACCUCAGAAGUACAUAAACCUUGUGAAGGCUCUUUACUCGAACACUACUAGUCGGGUCAGAGCCUAUGGCGAACUGUCAUCUGCUUUUGCAACCUCAAGUGGCGUCCGUCAAGGCUGUCCACUUUCUCCUUUUUUGUUUAACUUUAUCAUAGACAUCCUGAUGGAAAUAACGCUCUCAUCGACUGACUUCUCGGGUAUUGAUCUCCUACCAGGAGGUCCACUUAUUGACUUGGAAUACGCAGAUGACAUAGUCCUGUUUGGUGAAGACGCUGACGAAAUGCAGAGUCUUUUGUUAGCACUGAGCAACAAUGCCCGAUUGUUUGGGAUGCGCUUUUCUCCCUCUAAAUGCAAGUUGUUGCUUCAGGACUGGUCUGCAUCAACACCUGAACUAAGGAUAGGGGGUGAAGUAGUCGAACGCGUUGACAACUUCACUUAUCUUGGAAGUCUGAUCAGCCCUAAUGGGUUGGUGUCUGACGAAAUCUCAGCACGGAUUCGAAAAGCUCGCUUGGCCUUUGCCAACUUACAUCAUCUAUGGCGAAGGCGAGAUAUUCGUCUAUCAAUUAAGGGACGAGUAUACUGCGCGGCAGUUCGUUCCGUCCUUCUAUACGGCUGCGAAACAUGGCCUUUAAGAGUGGAAGAUAUUCGUAAGUUACUAGUAUUUGACCACAGGUGCCUUAGAAAUAUUGCGGGUAUCUGCUGGGACCACCGGGUAAGUAAUAGUGAGGUUAGACGCAGGGUAUUAGGGAAUGAUGGUAAAUCAGUUGAUGAGGUUAUGAAUCUUCAUCGACUGAGAUGGUUGGGCCACGUGUUGCGUAUGCCUGAACACCGAUUACCACGACGCGCAAUGCUGACUAGUGCAGGGGAUAAUUGGAAGAAAGUUAGGGGCGGCCAAACCAAAACGUGGCAUCAAUGCUUGAAGUCACUAACUUCUGGUCUGAGUCAUGUUGGGAGAUUCAGACUGCCUGGUUGGGGUCCGCGUGACUAUCGUAACCAAUGGUUGGAGACUCUUGGUGACAUGGCUCAGAAUCGAUCACAAUGGCGUCGGUGUAUACACUCUCUGUCUUCCUUAAAUUAAGAGAUUAAAAUCGCUUCAUAUCUGUCUAGGAACUAAUUCUUUCUUCCUGUACUAUCUCCAUAUACACAAUCUUUCUUCUAUAUAUUACCACCACUGAAUUAACUACUAUGAAUCCGGUGUUCAUCUUGUUGUGCUAAUGCGGUAUGGCAACUUGGACCGAUGCAUAUACGUGCCUGGUCCUACGUUGCAGCUGACUGACUGACUGACUGACAGUAUGUUUAUCAGUUGCUCAUUCAGUAAAUAUCUCAAAAUCUUGUCAGUCUAAUUGGAGGUUUAGCGACACAAUCAUGCAUGCAAACAAUCAGUAUAAGCAGUCGAGCAAAUCUCCUGCAAACUGGAAACAUCACUGUCGAAUUUACCCAAACAUUGACUAAACACCAGGCCAUUAUCAUAGACAUGAGUUGGGAAUGUACUCCUUUUGGUUAUAACUUAUGUUCUCCCUGGUAAUCACAUGAGCAUCACUCGCUGUUAAUCAUCUUGUAAAAACUUAUUUAGACGAACACAUCUUGCAGCACCACCUCACCUAGAAAGGUGGCACAUAGGCUUAACUGAUUUCAAUUACUUAUAAUCACUAUAUCUCAAUCAAAUCGUGUUCCGCCUCAUGCUAAACUGCAUACUUGCAACUAACUCGUAUGCACCAUCAGCCGGUAGAUAUGAAUAUAAAUAAAUAGUUUAUGGCAAAUCAGAACAUUGAGUCUACAGCAUAUAUCUAACGGAUACACUCAUGUUUAACGAAUCACCCUUAGCUAUCUGUCCAAAAUCCACAUAAUUAUUACUUUUCACGUAUUUAAACGUUUUCUUGAUAACCAUUCAUAUAUAUUAGUUGUAUUACUAAAUUCUAUCACGGUCAGGUAAAAGUGAGGCCGAGAAAAUCUCCCCAUAACUAAAUAAACCGUAUCAAACUAACCAGGACACUAGUUGGAAUUCUUCUCCACGGUAAAUUUUGUUCUUUCAGUUAGUCUACUAAUACAGAUGCGAUUGGACAUCAACUCAUAUGGACAGCUUACUGGCAUAAACAUUGUUUGAUUUUAUAAUGUAAACCAAAACUAAUACUAAUAUUAACAUUUCUACAAUAUUCAUUGCUUUUAAUAUUUCUAGACACAAAAUACUUACCACCUAUAAAUCAAGUUAUUAUCGAAGGCUAUUAACACUCAUCUUAGGUUUUAUUAUUAUUGUUAUUGUAAUCCUAUUUUUCAUAGCCCAAAUAACCACUCCAAAAUUUCAUUUUAAGCGUGUUAAGCAUGCAAUCAGAUAUGUUAAAAUUAUCACAUGUAUUUCCCGACCAGAUGCUGCCGCCUUCUUUUUGAUUUAUCUUUCAGCUUAUCAAUACCCGGGGGAUUCUUAUUAUUCUUGUUAACCUCCGGCGCGCGACAAUCCUACACGAUUUGGUAUCGAACCAACGUCACGUUGUUUCUGGUGGGAGAGUAGUGUAGAGGCAUUGGGCCCUACCACGAGACAAUAUGAGAAAUAGACAUUAAACAUUUAACGCGGAGAAAUACAGUAGAAUGGAAAAGGUGGAGAGAAUAAAUUGAAUCAUUCGGAGUUAAUCUUAUGGCAUGGCUCGACCAUGCAGGCGUGGUCCCUCCUGAAUUCUACUUUAUAUCUUUUAUUCAUAUUAAAUAUAUUGUUCUAUCACUA
Schistosoma spindalis is the source of this 7268-nucleotide messenger RNA. The record is from the annotation of a GenBank genome assembly. NCBI's taxonomy places the organism in Eukaryota, Metazoa, Platyhelminthes, Trematoda, Strigeidida, Schistosomatidae.